AUGACGGUCCUUUUGCUUGUUCCACUUGUGGCAGCACUCGUGAUUGCUAGCUUUUCCGACGUUGAGAAAUCCCGCAUCAUAGAAGGUAUCAAGAACCUUACUCUAGGAAAAAAUGCUAACAAGACUAAACGACUUUUAGAUCGCAUCACACAGGACUUCGACAAUAUGCCCCUUCUCCAAAAAUACUUGAACGAAUCCGAAGAACCGUUGAAUACGAACAUGACUUUGAGUGAAGAACAGGACAAGCUUCUAGCAAGACUGAAGAUCAACAAGACGAAGUUAAUUGCGAAUAUUAGUGGUAGUCGUUCCAAGCGGCAAGCUUACAACGAUAAAACCUACCCUGGCAUGAGAUGGCCAAAUGGCGUAUCCUAUUCGUUGGACGGUAGCUUAGAACCGAAGGCAAAAGCGGUGUUCAAGAAAGCAGCAGAAUUAUGGAUGGAAAACACGUGCAUUGACUUCAAGGAAGACUCAAAUGAAACAGCUGAGGACCUCCUUCUUGUAUUCAAGGAACACGGAUGUUGGGCAGAAGUUGGCAGACAGGGAGGAUGGCAAUUGCUUUCACUCGGCGACAGCAAGUGUGAAAAG
Molecule: messenger RNA, 585 nt
Organism: Ostertagia ostertagi
Lineage: Eukaryota; Metazoa; Nematoda; Chromadorea; Rhabditida; Trichostrongylidae
Source: the annotation of a GenBank genome assembly